AUGAUAAUAACCAAGGCGUCUUGGUCAUGUCCCUCUGCGAUCUACAAACUCUCAACUGGCAGCAUACUUGACCUAGAGGCCUCCAGACACAAGCCUCUGCUCCUUCAAACCUACCUCCACCCCGACCUGUGCUUGGUUUGGGGCACAGCUGAGAGGGUUAAGAGCAUCAGGGUAGGGGAGGAGGUGGGAGAGCCCUGGAAGGAAGUAGAGAGGUUUCCAUUACAGCAGUCACAGAUGGCUGAGCAGGGGAGGAUUGUCAUGCCGACUGUUGGAGCGACUGGCAGGAGGGAACAGCUAAGCAGAAACAAACUCAAACCCAGCUUGGACAAGAUGGGUUUUACCUCUUACAUCGGACAUCCCAGUGGGACAGGCUUCACAUCAAACCAAAGGCCAGCUAUAUAUUACAAGCCCAGUUUGGACCUGGUAGACAACCCUAAGUUUGGAGGCUUGUUAUCUGACAGUUUCAUGUCUCAAACCAAACGGCACUACCAGCCUCAUGUCUGCUUUAAUUACUUGGGAUCUUUGCCAAACCUGAUGAACACAUCUACAGACAGCGGCUUCCAUCAGCUGAGGAGCUUUUUGAACACGGUGCCUGUGGAGGAGAAGGUGGUUCCUCGUAAGACUCAGAGCUCCGUGAUGAAGAAUGACUUUGUUCGUCCGUGCCAUCUGCAGGGUACCGAGGCGAUAGCUGGCCUGCGCAUCCGUUCAUGCCGGGAAACAGGAUUCACACGAGGUGCCAUCGCACCGUUGGCCUGCCCAAGCACCAUCCUGCCAUCACCCCAGACUAAAGGCACUGCACCAACUGUGAAGACCAUUGGAAAAAAGGAGCCCACAGGAGCUCUUCUUAACACUCCAAUCAACGAAGCUUUCCCUAAUGGAUACUUUGACUCUUCCCACUUCACCACACAUUACAGGACCAAGUUCUGCCGUCGCAGUGAUUUGCAGCAGCUGAGCUCGUCCCACAGUGCAGGAAUCAUUAGUUCUAAAAUGAGCAACGGCUACAACCGCCGGGACACGGAC
Molecule: messenger RNA, 1020 nt
Organism: Menidia menidia (Atlantic silverside)
Lineage: Eukaryota; Metazoa; Chordata; Actinopteri; Atheriniformes; Atherinopsidae
Source: the annotation of a GenBank genome assembly